Dioszegia hungarica is the source of this 1107-nucleotide messenger RNA. RefSeq lists its product as uncharacterized. NCBI's taxonomy places the organism in Eukaryota, Fungi, Basidiomycota, Tremellomycetes, Tremellales, Bulleribasidiaceae. Gene Ontology annotation, biological process: DNA damage tolerance; double-strand break repair via homologous recombination. The transcript is spliced from 7 exons. The record is from RefSeq and is a predicted model, not a curated record. Gene Ontology annotation, cellular component: Smc5-Smc6 complex; nucleus. The coding region runs from base 1 to 1107 and encodes 368 amino acids. Gene Ontology annotation, molecular function: ubiquitin-protein transferase activity.
AUGGUCAACCCCACUCAGGCUACACAAGGGACUAUCCGCCCCACGGACUUGCACCGAGUCUUCCUCCAAUCCGUCCUGUCUCGACGGGUCAUGCCAGAGGAAAUCAUGGUUCAGCUCUACCUCCGCGCCAUAUCCGCUUGUCAAGUGGCCGAUGAGAACUUCCGUCCCACGCACGGUACGAACAAAGCAGGCGCCAGAAGCUUUGCCCUGGAAAUCAACCGGAUUCUGGAACAGAGCGGGAUGCAAAUGGAAAUGAAGUCAAUACGGGAUGAAGGGUCGGUACCGAGGGAUAUGUGGGCUAUGAUUAACACGGACCCCACGGACGAAGCGGCGAACAUGACGGAUUUGGAACCCCUGCAGCUCUCCUUCUUCAAGGCUAUCGCCAACAACAUCAUCACAUCCUACCCUGCCAAUUCGAUCAAUCACUUCCAAGCUUUGAGCCUGACGUCUGGUCUCCCGGGGCAACUGACCAAAUCUGCCGGGGAUACGCUGUUGUCGACUUUUGUUGCGAGGGGCUGGCUCGCCAAGUCUGUCAAGCGCGGACGAUACUCGCUCGCUCCGCGGGCAAUUAUGGAGCUCGACAACUGGCUUUUGGCGGAGCACGAGGAAUACAUCCAGAAGUGUGGCCGAUGCAGCAAAACUGUUCUCUCUGGUGUCAUCUGCGCAAACAGCGAAUGCGAAUCCCACAUCCACAAAACCUGCUACACCCUCCUCAUGACCGGUCGUACCCCCGCCUGCCCCGUCUGCAAGAAAGACUUUGCGACCUAUGAUCCGAAACCGCUCGGCGAGAAGGCGGUCAAUCGAGUCGAGGACACCACCACUCAGAUCCGGACGAAACGGAAGCGCAACACCGAAUCUGGAGCGAAUGGGAGGGCGGGGCCGAGUCGCGGUGGUGAUGAUGACGAGGAGGAUGAGCUGGAGGAGGAGGAAGGGCAGACGGAUAAUGAGGAGCCGGAGGAAGGGAGUGCGGGCGCGGCGGGGGGUAGUAGUGUUCAGGUGGGGAAUGGCACGAGUCAGUGGAAAGCUGCAAAGACGGGCGGUCGGCCCAAACGGGCGGCUGCGGCCAAGAAGGUCCAGUCGACUCAGUCGGAGGAGGAGUCGGACUAG